AUGGCCGACGAGAUCAAUACAGAACUAAUUCAACACGACAAAAGAUCAUCAAAUGAUGAUUCAUCACCGAAUUAUUUGAAUGGAAAUGAUUCGAUCGAAGACGAUGCCAAUGAAAGUUCUUUCGAUCCAUUAUUAGUUCAUGAGGAAAGUUCAAACAUUGAUUCAAGUCCGGAAAUCGACUAUCAGGAGAAACCAAUCGAACUCAAAGCUCAACGAGAACUUGACGAAGAUGAAGUCCCACCACCUGUCGUUCCAACUGAACAAACACCGAGUGAAGUUGAAACAACUCAUUCGAGAACAGAAUCUGAAUCAAAUAUAACUGAUGAUCGUCCAUUGACAGAACUGGAAACACCUUAUGAACAUCAUGAAGAAAACGAAACUUCACCUGUGGAAUUAUCGAAUGAUCAAAGUUCAUCCAAUAAUCAUUCAUUCGUAGAAAUUGAACAAUCCCUUGAACUUGCUGAAACUGACCAAGAACAAGAACAAGAACAAGAAGUAAAUCAAACACCAAAUGAAUCGAUAACGGAAGAAGAUAAUAUUCAAGAAGAAGUACAUUUCACUGAAGAAGAUUUUCCACCUCUGUCUUCACCUGCAGUCACAACUGAUCAAACAAAAGAAGAACAAGAACAACCAUUAGCAUCAACUAUUUUCAAAGAGGAGGAAUUUCCACCUUUACCUACAGCAGAAGCGACAACAAUNUUGUUAUUACACGCAGCAACAUUAACUCAUUUGACGAUUGAUACAAGAUUUGAAAUUGAAUCAUGCAAUUUAAUCUCGAUCGUGAAAAAUAUUAUAUUUCGUCACUUACAUUCUCUUCGAUCGCUUGAUUUCGGACCAAAUGAUUUCAAUGGGAUACAUGAUUGGCGCAUAACACAUAUAUGUGCCCGACUUACUUUUCUGCGUGUCUCCUUGUGGUGGCCGUCCGAUGUAGUUCGUCUGAUAUCAACACCACCUUUACCGGAAACAUUAAAAUAUUUGUACAUCUCUUUAAGUGAUAUUCUAUCUGCGAUGCUGUCUCGUCUACCAAAUAAACAACAGUUAGCUCCUAUGAAACAAUUGCGUAGUUUUACAUUCAUGAAGCCUUUCAUAUGGAGAUUUGACAACGAAUUAGCUUUCAUCGAAUUAUUGACGUGUGAAGAUAUAAUGCCGAUGCUGCAACGAAUUACGACAGAUUUAAUUCCACAUGGAAGUUUUUCUUAUCCAAAAGAAGUAAGAGGCUCAGCACUGAUGGUGAAUUAUUGGUACAACAUUGGAUAUUCUACAACUGUGUCACUUAGUAGAAAGUCUCGAUACCAAUUUGAUCGACGUUGGGUGUGGUAUACUCAUUCGUGGUCUUUUCAAACAUUCUAUAUGAUACCACUUUUACAUCAAUGCAAUCAUGAACAAGAACUAUACGCAACACCUUCAUCAUUCAAUAGCAUCUCACCAUUACUUACCACUCAGAACCUGUUACCACGAUGA
Messenger RNA from Adineta ricciae, 1461 nucleotides. Lineage: Eukaryota; Metazoa; Rotifera; Eurotatoria; Adinetida; Adinetidae. The record is from the annotation of a GenBank genome assembly.